Messenger RNA from Vanessa tameamea, 1748 nucleotides. RefSeq names its product organic cation transporter protein-like. Gene Ontology annotation, cellular component: membrane. The record is from RefSeq and is a predicted model, not a curated record. Gene Ontology annotation, biological process: transmembrane transport. Gene Ontology annotation, molecular function: transmembrane transporter activity. The transcript is spliced from 6 exons. Lineage: Eukaryota; Metazoa; Arthropoda; Insecta; Lepidoptera; Nymphalidae. The coding region runs from base 16 to 1701 and encodes 561 amino acids.
GGUCUCCUUCGAAACAUGGCUGAUCAAACACGAGCAAAUCCUAAUGAUGAUAAUUAUGAAGAGAAAAAAGAUAGGAAGACGGUUAAUCUAGAUAGAAUCUUAGUAGAGGAGAUCGGGGAAAUUGGUCCAUAUCAGCUGCGGACGUUGGUUCUGUCCGUAGUAGUGGUCAUCUUUGCUGCAUGGGCUGCGAGUGAAUACGUUUUUACAACUGCUCGUAUUAGUACCAGAUGUUUAAUACAAGAAUGUGAAACACGAGAGUCGACUGAGUUCAGACCAUCUUGGGUUUUUAACGCAGUGCCCGAUAGCGGUAGCUCUUUCGACAACUGUCGACGAUUUGAUGGCAUCAAUGGAACUGCGUGGAGAAGUGAUGUCUGCCCUGCGGACUGGUUCAAUCGUGAGAACGUCGUUGACUGCGAAGAAUUUAUUUACGAGAACACUGAUACUGUCGUCUAUGAUUAUGGGUUAGCAUGUGACGAAUGGCGUCGGACACUCAUCGGCUCAGUUCGGACCUUUGGUACCCUGACCGCGUUACCGAUUACGGGCUACGUGUCGGACCGAUGGGGGCGGCGAACCGCGCUGAGUAUUAACGCCUUCAACACCGCCUGGAUGGGUACAGUCCGGUACUUUGCCGGCACUUACGUAGGUUUCCUCAUCUCAGAAGUGGCAGAAGCUACGUUUGGUUCAGCUGGAUUUUCCUGCUGCUAUAUACUUCUAAUGGAACUCGUGGGCCCGAAGUAUCGAGUCAUCGCUGGAGCGACCAUGAACACGUUUUUCUCCAUUGGUCAAAUAACAAUGGGUUUCAUCGCUUGGGGAGUUCCUAAUUGGCAGAAUCUUACGCUCACUCUGUACGUUCCGCAGUUCAUUACCAUAUCUUACUUCUGGAUCAUGUCUGAGUCUGUCCGCUGGUACAUGAGCAAAGGUCGUUUCGAAGAAGCAGAAAAGGUCCUUAAAGACGUAGCCCGUGUCAACAAGAAGGCAUUAUCGGAUAACUCGUUACAACUAUUGAGAGAAAAUGUAAUAGAAGAGGAGAGGCAGAAAGCCAACGAAGAAGCAGAAAAAGCAAGUGAACCAUGGCUGAUAGUGCUUGUAUUUAGACACAAAGCAAUUCUAACACGAGUACUUGUGUCUCCGAUUUGGUGGAUCACUACCACGUUUAUAUACUACGGUAUGUCUAUAAACUCGGUGAAUAUGUCUGGGAACCGGUACUUGAACUAUGUAGCGGUGUCCGCAGCCGAGAUCCCGGGUUACUGGACUGCAGUGCUUCUGAUGGGUAGGAUUGGGAGAAAACCCGUGCUAGCUGGGGCCUUCUGGAUUUGUGCCGCUUGCCAGGUGGGGUACAUCUUCAUGCCUGACGGUCUCUACGGCGCCUCCUUGACGUUGUAUCUGAUUGGAAAAUACAGCAUAGCCAUGGUGAUGACGUCGGUGUACGUUUACACGGCAGAGCUGUAUCCCACGAAGUAUCGACAUAGUCUCUUCGCCUUCUCCUCAAUGAUGGGCAGGAUCGGAUCUAUAGUUGCGCCGCUGACGCCUGCUUUUGGUGCAAUUGUUUGGGAUAAUUUACCAUUCGCCCUGUUCGGCGGCUUCGCAUUGCUAUCGGGACUUUUAGUUCUCAUAACCCCAGAGACCCUGGGCUCCAAGCUCCCGGACACCAUGGAUGAAGCUUCUAUGAUAGGCGUCAAGACUAAGAAAGCUGCAGCAUAAAUGUACCUCAUUUUAAUUGUUUAUUUUAUAUAUUACUAGCGGCCCGG